This is a messenger RNA of Aspergillus ibericus CBS 121593, 1562 nucleotides long. RefSeq names its product glycosyltransferase family 8 protein. The coding region runs from base 325 to 1287 and encodes 320 amino acids. Lineage: Eukaryota; Fungi; Ascomycota; Eurotiomycetes; Eurotiales; Aspergillaceae. The transcript is spliced from 3 exons. Gene Ontology annotation, molecular function: glycosyltransferase activity. The record is from RefSeq and is a predicted model, not a curated record.
UCCAUGUCCGAUCCCUGACUAAUGCUGUAUUCGUGAUAAGGAUAAGAAUGGCGAUAUCGCUAGGACGAAGCUGGUUAGGCUUGCCGUGAGGAUGCGAGGCACCCGAAGGCAUCAACCGCGCCAUCUCCCCUCAUCUGCUCUUACCCCCGAGUCCCGAGAAAGCCCCAGCCUGUACGCAGACCCCAGAGUGCAAGCAGCAACCUGCCAGAGUCAACCACUGCCGGUAUCAAUCGUGUUCUCAACGUUGCGCCAUCUUCCACCACACCCCGGACAGAUCUCUAUCUAGAAUCUACUAUCCACUAUUUAUAUCUUAAGGUCCUGGCCAUGGCCCACAAUAGUGGCGUUCCCCGCAUCACGGAUGCGACAAAAGUGUGGACCACGCUCGUCACGAAUACUGCUUACCUAUCUGGGCUUCUGACCCUGGAGUACUCCCUUCGCAAAGUGGGCUCAAAAUAUCCGCUGGUAGCCCUCUACACAGACACCUUCCCGGCCGAGGGCCACGCUGCUCUCGAUGCUCGGGGGAUUUUGAAGCAGCGGGUCCCCUAUCUUCUUCCAUCGAUACCAAAAGACUAUGCCAAUGAUGUGCGAUUCUAUGACUGCUGGAGCAAGCUCACGUCCUUCUCUCUGGUGGAGUAUGAGCGCGUCGUGCAGCUCGACAGUGACAUGAUGGUUCUCCGGAAUAUGGACGAGCUGAUGGAAAUUGAGCUGGAUCCGCCAGCUAUGGCCGGGGCAGGAAACCGUGUCUUUGCUUCCAGCCAUGCUUGUGUUUGUAACCCGCUGCAGAAACCGCACUAUCCUCAGGACUGGAUCCCUUCCAAUUGUGCAUUCACCUCACAACAUGAGACCCCCAACGUCGCCCAAACAGAGGGUGCGUCACCCACUUUCGGCUUGGGGAUGAACAACGGUGGUCUCCUGGUGGUCAAUCCGUCCCAAGAGACCUAUGACAGAAUCGUCUCGCAGCUUGGCUCGACCGCGACGUCCAACUACGAGUUUGCUGACCAAUCCCUACUAUCAGACGUGUUCUUUGGGCGUUGGGUUGCGCUGCCGUAUGUGUAUAAUGCCCUCAAAACUAUGCGGUGGGAGGGGGUGCAUGAUGCGAUCUGGCGGGACGAGAGCGUCAAGAAUAUACAUUAUAUCCUGAGCCCGAAACCCUGGGAUGAGAGUGAGGAUAUUCGGACAGGUCGCGUGGCUCGGCCGAUCCGAGACGCAUCGCACUCCUGGUGGUGGGAGACCACGGAGGAGAGGGUCAAGGAGGAAAGGGCAAGAGGGGUCGAUGACCGGUUCUAAGAGCAUGGGACGGUUCUGGACCACCGCUGCACUUUAAAGCAUAUAGACCUGUCACAAUCCAAGAUCAAUGGUGUUAUGUACAUAUGUCCAUAAAUCGAGCCCUCGCUAGAAGGAUGGGACGUGGAAUGGAGCGUGUCGAGGGAACAGUCAUGUCAUGUCCGACUGCCAGGCUGCAUUCGGAACCCGCCCAUUCAGGCUCCCAGGUGUCGAGCCCCGCGCCACGCCCUGAUUGGCCGGGAGAUGACGUCAGGGACCGCCUGGGCAGGACUCGUCAC